This is a messenger RNA of Talaromyces proteolyticus, 448 nucleotides long. RefSeq lists its product as uncharacterized. Bases 135 to 398 code for a protein of 87 amino acids. The record is from RefSeq and is a predicted model, not a curated record. The transcript has a single exon. Lineage: Eukaryota; Fungi; Ascomycota; Eurotiomycetes; Eurotiales; Trichocomaceae.
AUACUAGCGGAAAACUGAAUGGGGAAAAAACAAUUAUAAUCCUUAUACAUCCAGUAUCGAAAACUCCCUUUAAAUCCGAUGGAUUACUAUGUGAGUUGACAAGAGGAGAGACAGGGUCACAGAAGGGCGGUGAAAUGAAUGACAGAAAUGGGACGGAACCCAGGGAUGUUUUUUUCAAUAUUUUUAUAUACUAUGGACUACUGCAUCUGGUGGCGGUUAACCCUGACAACGCAGCUACUCGUGCUAAGACUGACCCAGCCCCUUGCCCCUUUUGGCUUAGGGCCUUAUGUGGCUCUCUGAAGAAUGAACUUAAAUAUUUUGUGAUUAGUGAUCUUCUCCUUUUGUACAGUCUGGCAAUAAUUGGGCGUACAGCGGCUCACUUGAUGUUUUUUUUUUAGUCUUCGAGUCCAAAAGGAAUAGCAAGCACCAUUCGCGGCCAUGAAAUCAA